AUGGGGAAGAUGAUGGCGUUCUUCGAGGGACUGAUGAGGCAAGUGAUGGAGAGGCAAGAGGUGAUGCAGCGAUGUUUUCAGGAGGCGAUCGAGAAGAGACAAGAUCGGAUGGCUUCGAGGAGGAGGGUGACAGUGCGACAUGAGAUGUCUAGGCUCUCGCCCGGAGAGCACGAGCUCAGCUGCCAACGAGCGCGCACGGCGCUUCCACGUCGCCAUCAUCUCCUUCCUCCAGAAAGUCACCCGGCAAACCAUACAGCUACCUCCGGCCACGCCCCCAAUCCCAACCUUCUUGUUCCAAACUACUCCAUAACUAUAGCCACUGUCGUCGCAAAUUCGCCACCACCACCAACAGCAACAGCAACAAACUCCACUGGUACGGUUGCCGACGUCGUUGCCGCCCCAACAAAUCCCGUAACAACAGCAUCACCAACCCCCACCACCGUAGCCUCCAUUUCUUUCGUGAAAUUUGUAAAGAAGAAGAAGAAGGGAGAAAAGAGAAUGUCUUGGGGUUACAGAUUGGUUGUGAAGGAUACGCGUUAG
Messenger RNA from Asparagus officinalis (garden asparagus), 540 nucleotides. Its product is annotated as trihelix transcription factor GTL1-like. The record is from RefSeq and is a predicted model, not a curated record. The coding region runs from base 1 to 540 and encodes 179 amino acids. The transcript has a single exon. NCBI's taxonomy places the organism in Eukaryota, Viridiplantae, Streptophyta, Magnoliopsida, Asparagales, Asparagaceae.